UUCACUCCACUGCCCCACUUGCUCAUCUCAUUGAGACGAGACAAAAAGAGAAGGAAAAAACUAGUCUGAUCACUGCUUCAUCUUCAAAUGGAAGAUAACAAAACGACAAUAAUCAACCGCCUGGAGGCCGUGAAGCGCAAUUCCGGCAAGAGCUGCAGUCAGAUAGCAGAGCAAACUGGGCUGACAAAUGUGUAUGUGGCCCAGUUACUAAGACGUCAGGCUCAACUUAACCCUGAUACUGCCCCAAGCCUACGGGCAGCCUUACCUGAGCUGCCCGAGGACCUGCUUCAGGAAAUGAUGAGACCUCCCAUGAGGUCCUAUGACCCGAACUUGAUUCAAGAACCUUGUGUUUACAGGUUGAAUGAGGCAGUGAUGCAUUUUGGUGAGAGUAUAAAGGAAAUCAUCAAUGAAGAGUUUGGUGAUGGCAUCAUGUCAGCUAUAGACUUCUACUGCUCUGUUGACAAAGUGAAAGGUGUAGAUGGAAAGGAUCGUGUAGUUGUGACAUUUGAUGGGAAGUAUCUGCCUUAUACUGAGCAGAAGUCAGAGCAUAUGGUUUCAAGACCAAGGCCUCAUUGAAGUUGCUGAAUCAGGAUGUGGACACGGAAACCGCACUUAAUAAAGACUUUGGACUUCCUGGGGGCUUUGUUAAAUUACUUGGAUAUGGAUUUUAUAGAUAUUCAAUAAGGUCAAGAUCGAGAACUGUAUUAUUACUUGAAUCCUUAAUGUUUCCUGUUCUAAUGUAUGUUGUGCGUUUGAAUGAUAAAAGGUUGCCAAACAUUCUAUUA
This is a messenger RNA of Populus trichocarpa (black cottonwood), 785 nucleotides long. RefSeq names its product cyanate hydratase. NCBI's taxonomy places the organism in Eukaryota, Viridiplantae, Streptophyta, Magnoliopsida, Malpighiales, Salicaceae. The coding region runs from base 88 to 576 and encodes 162 amino acids. Gene Ontology annotation, molecular function: cyanate hydratase activity; DNA binding. The record is from RefSeq and is a predicted model, not a curated record. The transcript is spliced from 4 exons.